AUUGCCAGAUCACAGUUACAAGGUGAGAAAUAAAAAAAAAAUAUUGGGUAAUUUAAAGGGGUGAAUAGGAUAUUGGUUACACAUUGAGAUAUCUAUAUUACAACAAGGAACUUCAACACCUUUAAAGACGGUAAGACUGUUCAUGAAAUACAUUUUAUUUUCUGUGACAUUUAAAAAAAAAAUAUAUUAAAACAAUUUGAUGUAGCAUUAGGUCUAACAUUUUACACAAAUGUUUCUUCAUAUCUAUUACGAUAUAACUCAUCUAAGGCAAUAUACGUCUUUCUUUUAAUAAUAAGAACAUUUCUAAAAGUAGUCUUCAUGUAAUCUAGUCAUUUUAAUUGCAUGUAGUUCAAACUCCAACUACAGUUCAUAAUGUUAUUCUCUGCAACCAGAACUCGUAAAAAUUAUGUAACGUGAACUAUAUUAACUUAUUGAGUCAAACAAGAGUUAAUUAUAUAUUUUACUAUGUAUAGAUAUAAAUAAAUUCUACGUAACUUCGUGUAUUUAAGUCUCAAUUAAAAAAAAAAGCAACAAAAAAAAAAAACAAAAAAAAAACAACUUAAAAAUUUAUUUAAUUAUGAAGUAGCAGUCACCAUGGCAACCUAUGAUGUCGACAGCCUUAUCAGAAAGAUAACGUGAACUAAAUUAACUUAUUGAGUCAAACAAAAGUUAAUUAUAUAUUUUACUAUUUAUAAAUAUAAAUAAAUUCUACGUAACUUCGUGUAUUUAAGUCUCAAUUAAAAAAAAAAGCAACAAAAAAAAAAACAAAAAAAAAACAACUUAAAAAUUUAUUUAAUUAUGAAGUAGCAGUCACCAUGGCAACCUAUGAUGUCGACAGCCUUAUCAGAAAGAGUCGGGAAGCCUUACUCCAGGCCUAUUGUCCUUACAGUAAAUUCCGUGUUGGUGCGGCGUUACUGACAAAAGAUGGAACGAUCUACACUGGCAAGUCAAAGAGUGCACUAACUUCGUCCUCUCUUAUUUGAUAAUAAAUAUUUCAUAAUACAAUCCUAUCACGUUUACAAUUACACAGCGGAUCUAAACAUUCUCAAAUUCAUAUACUAUAAUCUCUUGUCGGUAUAUGAUAAGACGAAGUAUUUAUAAUAUAAUCUAAAAAUCAUUAGAUUGCUUUAACUUAAGUAAAUUUAUUUGAGAAACCCUGACUCACUUGCAUUGAAACAUAAACAUAUGCAGGCAUAAUUAGGAUUCGUCUAGGAUUGUUCUCAAUCUAUAUACAUUUUAGGAAAACGAAUAACUACUUAUUGCUGACCAAUAAUUUGCAGGAUGCAAUGUAGAAAAUGCUUCCUAUGGACUGACGAACUGCGCAGAGAGGACAGCAAUAUUUAAAGCUGUUUCUGAGGGUAAAAAGAAUUUCCAGGCAAUAGCUAUUGCUUUGUAAGUGGAACGAAAUCAUCUUUCAUUUUGUUUUUAAGUCACUCUCAAAUAAUGACGUAAUCAAUAUUUGAACGUAUGGGGAAAAACAAAAAAAUAAUUCCAAGGGAGAAACAAAAAUAUGUAAAAAAAGUCAAAUUAAUGCCCUUUCAAUAGUUAAGCAACACGUACAAAUAUAAUUUUAAAUUAAGGAUAAACAAUUAACAAAUUUAAAAAAAACAUAUGAUAAUUAAAAAUCUGCAUUUACAAUAUUAUAAUAUUUUUUUUUUAUAUUUUAUUUUUAAAAUUUAAAAAAAGUAUUUUAAAAAUCAAUUAAAAUUUGUGGAUAGAGAAAUUAUUUGAGCCUAAUGUAUUUUAAAUAAUACCUUAGGCUUGAUUGUUGCAAUAUAAUAACAAUUUAUUAAAGGAUUUCCCCUAUUUGAACGUUGGUGGUCAUCAUUAUGAUAUUCAAAGAUGGACGUAGUUAACCCUUAUCCAUUAUUAAAUCUAUAUUUCUAUCUCACAUACUCGUAUUUUACAAGUCAAAGAGCAAUAUAGUGUCAUGCUUCUUAAAAAAUCCAAGAACAUUUACAUUAAACUCUUGUGUUUUCCCCAUCAAUCUCAUUGCUAAACUUAAUAUAUUAUCUGCCAAUACCUGUUAUUCUUAAUUAAUCCCAUAAUAUUAUGAGUAUUUUCCUCUAUACUGCUAGGUAGUUAAGCAUUUUAAAAAAAUCUUCAAUUUUAUUUUGGAAAACUAUAAUGAAGAAACAGAAAACUACAAUUUUGUCAAAAAUUACUUUUUAUUCUGUUGUGAAUUUUUAAUUAUUAUUAUAAUUUUUUUUUUUACUUUUCGUAAAGAAACGUUUACGGUUAAAAUCCUAUGUUAUAAUUUAAAUGUGAAAACUUGUAGGUUUUAGAUAUUUGAGGGUUUGUGGUUAAUGAGAUAAAGAUUUCUUGGGGAAGACUGCGUUAUUGAACUGUGAACACUUCGGGAUGUUUUAUGGUUGGGUGGAGUAAAAGUGAUAUGAUCUGUAUAGACAGGUUUUGAUCUGAGAAUUUCACCCAGUGCAGAGUUAAUGAUUCUAAUAAUUGAAGUAGAGAUUUUUUAAGUUAAAUUAUAAACAUCAGAAAAGAUUUACAGUGCUGAGAAUGCAUUAAAUCUACUUAUUGUAAAGUCGGAUGACAGAUAAAUUAAUAUUAUUUUUGAAAUAACACAUGUAAUCGGAAAGUCUGUAUUAUUUUUUUCCCCAGCAACUUAAAACAUGUAAUGUAAACAUUUAUUUGUAUACUUCAUGUGGUAACUAUUUACAUUUUUAUUUUUUUUUAUUUUUAGUGACGAAGUGAAAGCUUUUAGUUCCCCUUGUGGUGCAUGUCGCCAGGUCAUGUUAGAGGUAGGUCAUAUUAAGUGCAUGUCCAAGAUGAAGUUCAUGUUAGUGCUAGACCAUGUAAUUCUGAGGUCACGUUUUUCCAAGGUCAUACAAUUGGUAAUCCCCGUACGUCUUAGGUAAAGUAAUUCUAACCUAACGUUAUUUUUAGGUGUAAGGUCAUAAAUUGAUAGGUCAUGUUAGUUGGGGGAGAGGGGUUUCAUGGUAGGUCAUGUUAGGGUUAGUCAUGUCUGGUUUAAGUCAUGUCUGGUUUAAGUCAUGUCUGGUUUAGGCGAUGUAAGUUUUAAAUCAUGUUGGUGGUAGAUCAUGCAAGUGUAAGGUUCUAUGAGUGUCAGGUCAUUUGUUGUUAGGUCAUUUUGGUGUUAGCUCUUGUUAGAGUAAGAUCAUAAAGUGGUAGGUUAUGAUAGGGAUUUGUCAUUUGAGUUGUAUAUUAUAGUAAAAUUGGGUCAUGUUUGAUUUAGCCCAUCUUAAUGGUAGAUUAUAUUAGUGGUACUUAUUUUUGCUGUAGCCUUUGUUAGUUGUAGAUAAUGUUAGUGGGAGGUCAUUGUUGAUGUAUCCCAUUUUAGUUGCAGAUCAUCUUAGUGGUAGGUCAUGUUUGUUGUAGUCAAUGUUAGUGGUAGAUCACGUUAGUGGUAGGUCAUAUUUGAUGUAGCCCAUGAUAAUGGUAGGUCAUGCAAGUGUUAGUUUAUGUAAUUGUUAAUUCACAUUAUUGUAAGUCAUGUUGGUGGUAUUUCUUUAUAGAAUAGAGUAAGGUCAUAAAGUGGUUAGGUCAUGUUUGUGCUAAGUUAUUUUGGUGGUAGAUCAUAUUAGUAGUAAAUAUUGCAAGUGGCUGUUAAUGUUAGUGUUAGGUAACGAUUUUGGUAGCUUACGUUUUUUUGGUAUUUCUUGUCAGUGAUAUGUCGUUUAAGUUGCAGUUAAAAUUAGCCCUGGAUCAUGCCAGAGAUAUUUUAUGUUAGAGUAAAACCAAUACUUUCAGGUCGUGUAGAGGCUGGUGACUAUACAUACACUGAAACAAUACAUUAAACAGUUGCAUUGUUCCAAUACCUAUUACAUAAUAUUUAAUUUUAAACAGUGUUGGUUUUAAUAACGAUCCAUUAGAAUUCAUUAAUAAAAUGAGUACGGAUAAAUGAUACUUUUUAUUUCAAUGUUAUAAAGAUAUUGAUGUGCAUUCUACAACCACGAGCAGAACUCUUACUUCUAGCACCGAAUUCACCCUUCGUUUCAGUUUGGUGCAGACUAUGACGUCUACCUUACCAAGCCUGACUUGACCUACCAGAAGCUCACAGUUAAGGACCUGCUACCACAUGCUUUCAACCUUGAUAAUUAAACUCAAACGGUGGCGAUUUCGUCUUAUUUAAUGUGUAACAUGUAAAUAAAAAAAAAAUAAACUUUUCAGUGAAGCCUC
Messenger RNA from Lymnaea stagnalis (great pond snail), 4158 nucleotides. NCBI's taxonomy places the organism in Eukaryota, Metazoa, Mollusca, Gastropoda, Lymnaeidae. The record is from the annotation of a GenBank genome assembly.